AUGCCCCUCUCUGUGGCUGCUUUCGCGCCUAACGUUCGCCAUCGUAAGCCUAAGAAGCAAUUUAUUGAGCCUGUGAAGCCAUACACGACUGGUCUCCCGCCCAAAAGUAGCAGCCCUUCCUUUGUUCCGGUCUCGUCUUACCCGGCCACUGUAUCUUAUGAUAGUAACACAGCAGCUGAGCAACUAAAGGCGACGGAAGACUUAGUUUCAUUGUAUUUGACGCCUGAGGACGAUUUCACACAGUCACCCCCGUGGAGCAGAUACGUAUGUCCACACAAGCCUAAGAAGAGAUCUAGGAAGAGAUCUAUUGAUCCUGUGAAGCCAUACACGGACAGUGCCCCACCCAAAAGAAGAAGCCCUUCCUUUGUUCCAGACACGCCUUACCCAGACACUGUAUCGGGUGUUCCUAACACCACUGCAGAGUUAACGGCGAGCGAAGACUUAGAGUCCUUGCAUCGGUCGUCGUCUAGUACACCAACGCCCUACCAGCCACCAAGUGUCUCCAUUGAGAGGGAACAAAAGGCAUCUGAAGAGACAAUCCAUGCCAUAGAAGUAGGCGAAGUAUCUGAAGACACCGGACUAACAGCAACAGCCCCUACAUCACGCCAAACAAAUCGGGAAGCUACAGGCGAAGGGUCUGAAGACACAGAGCUAACAGCAACCGUCCCUACAUCACGUCAGACAAAUCGGGGAGCUACGGGAGAAGAGUCUGAAGACACUGGACUAACAGCAACACAGCUUACACCCCACCAACCGUGUCAGGCUGCUUUGCAGGAGGUCCCUGAAUAUAAUGUAGGUGAAUACCUCUUUAACUGUAUCUAUAGCACCGAGGAAGGCACCGAUUAUGUCAGCUGUAUACCACACACCUCUGUCAUAACUGUGUCAGAUAAAAAGUGUAACAGGGAUAAUACCCCAGUAACCACUCCUGUAAAUGUAUUAGAGGUUAACGUUCCAUUCCUUGAUAAGCAAGCAGUACCUAAUUAUAUUACUAACAAUCCGUUUGAACACGGUGGGGCACUAGGAGGUCCUGAGCAGGUAACAUUACUUAAGAGUGAAGAGUUUUUUGAGUAUUGUGUCAACACUACCCCUCAACAACCUGCGUCCGAUGUCCCUUAUAAACAAAUACAGGCUGCAGAAUUAGCCAAAUUACGAAAAACAAAACGAUGGUCUUAUGAAUAAAUUAGAUGUCUUGCAAACAGCUAACACACAAUUGACCGGUUUGGUCACAGACUUUGGAACGGCUCUAGCCAGUCAGGCCAGAGCUAACACGCAUUUGGUUGAUAUGGUCACAGGCUUUGGCGCAACUCUUGCCUCUCAUGUCAGCUCUCUCAAUUCAAUGCUUGUACCUAUGAUAGC
Molecule: messenger RNA, 1356 nt
Organism: Perca flavescens (yellow perch)
Lineage: Eukaryota; Metazoa; Chordata; Actinopteri; Perciformes; Percidae
Exons: 7
Coding region: 1-1179 (392 amino acids)
Source: RefSeq, a predicted model, not a curated record